This is a messenger RNA of Williopsis jadinii, 2775 nucleotides long. RefSeq names its product calcium/hydrogen antiporter (gene VNX1). Gene Ontology annotation, biological process: intracellular calcium ion homeostasis; calcium ion transmembrane transport. The transcript is spliced from 2 exons. Gene Ontology annotation, molecular function: calcium:proton antiporter activity. Lineage: Eukaryota; Fungi; Ascomycota; Saccharomycetes; Phaffomycetales; Wickerhamomycetaceae. Gene Ontology annotation, cellular component: endomembrane system; membrane. Bases 1 to 2775 code for a protein of 924 amino acids. The record is from RefSeq and is a predicted model, not a curated record.
AUGUCACUGACCCCCUCUGCAUCAAACGCCACUGGUACUGUAGGCUCCUCAUCGUGUCAAGGCGCACAGGGAGUGUCCACUGGCAACGACACACAUAGCCAGACAUCAUCUGUAAACAACACCAUCAAGGCCAAGCACAGGAAGAAAAGACCGCAGAUACAAAAGACCCCGAGCUACAGCACCACGAAGUACGUCUACUCGGUUGACGACGACGUGGAGGAGCUGGAGCGUGACCUGGAGCGGGAGUACCUUGAGGGCUAUAACGACGCGUUGCGCUAUCGCUAUAAGAAGUCCAUCAAGGGCUUGAAAGACCUCGGAAAAGAUGAGGUGCAAAACUUGACACAGGGUGUCAUUCAGAACUUGGUCAACGCUGACAACGCGUUGUCGAAGCUCGAGCAGCGAGAAGGCGAUAUUCAUCGCCAUCACAGCCCACAAGAAGGAGAAGAACAAGGCGAGGAGCAAGGCGAAGAACAACAACAAGAUGAUGAUGACGAUGGUGAAGAUGACGACGACGACGACGACGACGAUGCAGAUGCUGCUUCGUUACAAUCACAGGGGUCCUUCACGUUGAGAGAACGUCAGGAUGCCAUCAACGAAACACAUCCAUUCGGUAUAAGAAUCUGGAAGCCUGCUCUUUACAAGAAAGUGCGUUCUGUGGAAAGAGAGGCAGAUAAGGACAUCCAUGAGACGGGUGCUUCGAAGAAGAAGAUAACCUGGGAGGUGUACCUGACCAACGUUAUCUGGUCAGCAACGUUUGGCUUGCUAUUCUUUAUACUCUGUACGUUCGGUUCAGCCAUUUUGGCAGUCUCAGGGUCGACCCCAUACGCCAAAGUGCUGUUCAAUUUGGGCAAGUAUUUACUGUGGCCAUUUGGUAAGAUUGUGUACUUGAAGAGGGAUUCCAAUUACCUCUCAGAAGAUCGUAACGAAGGCACCACUAUCCGUGAAUACGUUCGCUGGAGAAACGAAGAACACAGCAAGUUGUUCUUCUCCUCUUCGUAUACUCAUCCAACUGGUUCAGACUCAAGAGGUCAACAGAACCUCACAUCUGUCCAGUCUCAUGAUUAUAACCCACAACACCAAUUGGACGAUAACGCCAAUGAUGAUGACGAUGACCAACAAGAUCGUAAGUUGAGACUGUUCGGACGUGGUGAGUGGUCCAUCGGCAGGGUUGUGUUCUACCUGUACUUUUACCUGAUCAUUCAACCACUGUUUUGGAUAAUUGGAAUGGUGUGCUGGUUAUUGGUCUUCACAAUUCCAAUGGCUAAGGUGUUGCAGUCGAUUGGAGAUCACCUAAGAAGACACCCGUUGGCGAUUUUUUACAAGUUUGACUCCACGUUGCUACCUUCAGACCGUAACAUUGCAUCCACAAUCUUAGUGUGUACCUAUAGAUGCUUUGGCUUACACUACUACAAAUACACUGUGGAGGGUACAAACAUCUUCUUCAUAAACUUGAUGUUUGUUGUGAUCAUGACAAUCGUCAACUUCUUUGUCUUCAAGGAGUACUUUGAAUGGGAGAGUAUAUUCACAGAUGAAACGGUGAUAUUUGCCUUUUGUCUCCUCUCAAUUAUACCAUUGGCAUACUUCAUCGGCCAGGCAGUGGCAUCCAUCAGUGCACAGUCCUCCAUGGGUGUUGGUGCGGUGAUUAAUGCCUUCUUUUCCACAGUGGUGGAGAUCUUCCUCUACUGUGUGGCAUUAAACCAAGGGAAGGGACUGUUGGUUGAAGGUUCACUUGUUGGAUCCAUCUUGGGUGCUGUGUUAUUACUACCAGGAUUAUCGAUGUGUGCAGGUGCCUUCAUCAGAAAGACUCAACGUUAUAACCCAGCUUCUGCCAGUGUUUCUUGUACAAUGCUACUGUUCUCCAUAUGUGUUAUGUUUGCACCAACGGUCUUCCAUCAAAUCUAUGGAAGCUACGAGGUGAAGUGCACGCCAUGCAAUGACAUAGGCGUAAAGAGCUCAUGUCAGAACUGUCAUUUCUUCCAGCCUCCUCUUCAAAUCAAUUAUUUCUUCAGUGCCAUCUUGAAGCCAUUCUCUAUCAUCUGUGCUAUUCUCUUGUUCCUGGCGUACACCAUCGGUCUAUGGUUCACUCUACGUACACACGCUGCGUUGAUUUGGAGUACCCCAAUAACAGAUUCCAAACCAAAGCUGACAGCAUCGCAGAUCUCAGUGGAAGGUGGUGCUCAACCAACACCGGCAGAGCAGGCUGAACCGCAAGGCCAUGAUGCUCCAAACUGGUCAAGGUCCAAGUCCACCAUUGUCUUGUUGGGUGCCACGCUGCUAUAUGCGAUCAUCGCAGAGAUCUUGGUUGAUUGUGUUGAUGCGGUGCUACAGGACUUCCCUAUAAACCCCAAGUUCUUGGGAAUAACGAUCUUUGCACUCGUGCCAAACACUACCGAGUUCUUGAAUGCCAUUUCGUUUGCAAUGCACGGUAAUGUUGCACUUUCCAUGGAGAUUGGGUCUGCGUAUGCUUUACAAGUGUGUCUACUUCAGAUUCCGUCGUUGGUUCUCUAUUCUCUCUUCUUCAUUAACCCGGACGACAGCAACAACUGGUCGGUCCGUGAAUCCAUGUUUACCUUGAUCUUCCCUAAUUGGGACGUUGCAGCGAGUGCCGUCAGUGUUGUGCUCUUCACGUAUAUCUACGCCGAAGGAAAGAGCAACUACUUCAAAGGCUCCAUCUUGGUCUUGGUCUAUGUGAUUGGGCUGAUUGGAUUCUAUUUUACCGGUGUGAUUUCCUCCAGUAACGGUGGCUUUACACAGUCCUUCACCAUCAUGACUUGA